Molecule: messenger RNA, 3732 nt
Organism: Mytilus californianus (California mussel)
Lineage: Eukaryota; Metazoa; Mollusca; Bivalvia; Mytilida; Mytilidae
Product: peptidyl-prolyl cis-trans isomerase FKBP4-like
Exons: 9
Coding region: 106-1515 (469 amino acids)
Molecular function (GO): protein binding; peptidyl-prolyl cis-trans isomerase activity
Source: RefSeq, a predicted model, not a curated record
ACAGAUUAAGUGUGAUCCGUAAGUUCUGGAAAAGAAAGCGGUACCAGCUAUACCCGCAUCUUUUUCCUUAUUUUAAUCUGUUACCUCAGACGUUACUUCUAAAAAAUGCCAGAAGAAAAUUCAAACGACGAAUUUCCAAAGAUUGAUGUUUCGCUUGAGCAAGAUGGAGGCAUUUUGAAACAAAUAUUACAUGAAGGAGAGGGUGAAGAGAAACCACUAAACGGCGACACAGUGUCAGUUCAUUAUGUUGGUUGUUUAGAUGACGGAACAGAGUUUGAUUCAAGUCGGUCAAGAGGAGAACGAUUUACAUUUGAACUUGGAAAGGGAGCAGUUAUUAAAGCAUGGGAUCAAGGUGUUGCCACAAUGAAAAAAGGGGAGAUUGCCCGCUUUACCUGUCAACCAGAAUAUGCCUAUGGAGAGACUGGUUCCCUUCCUAAAAUACCAGCAAAUGCUACAUUAGUAUUUGAAGUUGAGCUGUUUGAUUGGAAAGGUGAAGAUGUAUCAGAGGACAAAGAUGGUUCUAUCAUCAGGAGUGUAAUAAAGAAAGGAGAAAAAUACAGUAAUCCUAAUGAUGGGGCAACAGUCAAAGUAAAAUACACAGCAUCCUACAAUGGCAAUGUAUUUGAGAAAGAGAGGGAGUUGGAAUUCAUUGUUGGAGAAGGAGAUGAGCAAGGAAUCAUCCCUGGUUUGGAACAAGCUGUGAAGAAAAUGAAACAGCAUGAGAAAUCCAAAUUUGAUAUCAAGCCUUCACAAGCUUAUGGUGCCAAGGGAAAUACAGAGUUUAACAUUCCAGGGGAAGCAACUCUAGUGUAUGAAGUUGAAUUGUUAAGCUUUGAAAAGGCAAAAGAAUCUUGGGAAUUUUCUACAGAGGAAAAGUUAGAACAAUCAGAAAUUGCUAAAAACAGAGGAACCCAUUACUUCAAGAAAGAAAACUACAGCAAGGCAAAGCAGUUCUAUAAAAAAGUGAAGAAAUAUUUAGAAUAUGAAACAGACUUACAGGAAGAAAAUAAAGAGAAAAGGAAUAGUUUAAUGUUAGCUACACAUCUGAACAUUGCAAUGUGUGAAAUCAAACUGGGAGAUUUUUCUGAAGCCAGGGAAGAAUGCAAUAAAGCUUUAGAGUUGGACCCUAAAAGUGUCAAGGCACACUUUAGGAGGGCUACGGCAUAUUUUCAAGUUCAUGAUCAUGAAUCAGCUAAAGCAGAUUAUGAGAAAGUCCUAGAGUAUGAACCAGAGAACAAAGCAGCUAAAAAUCAAAUAGUUAUUUGUGAACAAAAACUGAAGCAGUUCAGGGAAAAAGAAAAACAUAUUUAUGCUGGAAUGUUUAAUAAAUUUGCUGAACGUGAUUCACGCAAUCCAUACUCUGGCUAUGAAGAUGGGCUGGAAAGCAUUGGGGAAUGGCGUAAUGAAAUGGCCGAUGGUAUGAUGACACUUCAGCAAGAGUGUGAGGCAUUUGGUGAAACAAUGCCGGAACCUAAAACCAACAAUCAUGGCAGAAAACACCAGGAAGAUGAUUGACAGGUCUACAAGAUAUAACAAUGGUGAAAGCUUCAGAUGAAUCUAAGACAACCAAGGAGGCAGAUUCUAAACCAGAAGAAAGUGCUCCAAUGGAAACAAGUUAAAAUGGUGGAGGAUUUUAUUUACUUUUAUAAUUAUUAUUGUUGAUUUAAUUGUGAUCUGUAUACUGCCAUUUUGUUUUUGAGAUACAAUUUUGUUCCUAAGAUAUGGAAUGUAUUUUCAUUAAUAAUAAAUUGUGCCAUGAAUAUAGUAAUUUCUGAACAUUGAAACAUUUGUAUGUAAAGGAUUUGUAAUCUGAUCUUUGUUAAACAAGACAUGGAAAUCUAUUGACCUCAUUAUUUUUUAUUCAGUUUGUAAAAAAAACGUCAUACACAAUAUACUUUAUGUGUCAUUACAUGUAUAUCUGUAUAUCAUAUCUUUGUAUACCAUAUCAGCAAAAAGUAUUAUACAUACAUAAUGUAAAGGUAUAUUGUUUACACAACUCUUAAGUUACAGUAAUGAUUAUAUUUUGGACAUCAUUCCUUGUAUUCACAUAUAAAAUAAGGCUGUUUUGUCAUUUUCAGUGUCUUUCUUGUAUGAAUAGAAUUGGCAUUAUUUGCUGUAUUAGAAAAAAACAAUCUCCCAUGUUUCCCAUCAAAAUAAAUAGGGUACAACAAAAUGUUUGUUUCAAUUUUUACAGAAACAUUAUUUUUUGACCAACAUAUAUACUUAUGGCUCAUACAUAUUUCUUUUUUGGUUUAACCUCAUUAUAAAUUUCAAAUUUGAUAUAAAGCAGCACAAUUUUUUGUAAGACCUUUUGGUAAAUACCUGUAUUGUAUCAGCUGAUUACAUAAUUUUAUUACUCAGUUUAUUUUAUUAUUAUUUGUUGGAUACAAAUUCUCGUUUGUUUCGUGUGUACAGGUGAACCACAAAUUUAAAUAUUCAACAAAUUACAAAUUUCCAAAAGGUUUGUAUGCAGACAUUGACAAAACCAUGAAAUCAAAUAUCCAGAAAAUACAAGUUUCCCUCAAUCCACAAAAAUUAGUUCCCACAAAAAUAAAUUAAUCCACCUUAUCAAUAUAUAAUUCUAUGUUGUGCAUUGUCAAAUUGUCUCUUCUACUUCUUAUUGUAAUAUUUGGAGGAUCAUCUAACUACCAUAGCUCCAACUUAGUGCUUGUCAAAUUCUGAUGAAAAUUUGUGCUGAUGUUAGAAAUUUAUUUAUCCUUGUUGACCAAGUUUUUUUGAACUUUUCUAGUGUUUGGUGAUUUAGAUCUCUAUUUGUUGAGGGUACUUUUCCAGUGAUUCUAAAACAUGGGUAUUGGUAUUUGUUUAGUGGAGUAUUGUCUCAUUGAGACUCAUCCUACAUUACAUUAUUGCUCUGCACAAGCCAAUACUGUCAAUUCUCCAAUUUUCCAUUUGAUUAUGGACAUCUAACGCUAUUAUCUUUUAGUUAAACUUCACAUCUGCACUGAGGGGAAACUGCAACGGUGCAACCAAAUAUUAUUGUGUUAGUUUAGACAAACAUAAUAUAUUGGUUAUUUCCCCUUUUUCAGUAAAAGUAUGAACUUCCAGUUGUAAACUUAUAUACCAGUAAAGAAUGAAAAACUUUCUAAAUACAUAUGUAAAUAGUACAAAAUUAACUUAAUGGGUAAUUAUAAAGUUUUGAGGUCGUUUAUCAUUUCAACACAAGAACAGGUAAACCAGAAAUAUCCACCAUGUAUAAGAUAUACAUUGUAAACUGUCUAGAUCUGACAAAUUUCAAGUGUUUACUCAAUGUUUUAGAAAAAAAGUCUUCCAAGCUGACUGAUUGAAAAUUUUCAGUCUAAUAUCAAAAAGCAUCACCAGCUUUUAAAUUACUGUAUUAAAACUGCAAUAGUGUAAAGUAAUUCCCUUGGUUGUUCUGCUUUUUAUGUGCACAUAAAUGAGGAAGAUUUUUGAAAGACAUUUUUUUCUUUCUUAUCUUUAAUUUUUUUUUACAACUCUGGAAAAUCUAGACAACAAUCUUGCACAGGAAAUAUCUAUUUUAAAAAUUGAUCCAAGUUAAAAAAAAAAUAGUGCAUAUGUUACAUUGAACUGUUUACUUCAAUACUUGAAUUGUUAAUUGCAUAAUAUUAGCUGUCAAAAAUGUUGUGAUAAAUCCAUAACUCAUUAGUGUCAUGAAGUAUAAUUAAUAGAAGAAAUCAUUGUAUGCAUUCCAAUAAGUAAACAAUCAUUGAAAUAAAUCUUUUUAUAAAAACA